Molecule: messenger RNA, 1746 nt
Organism: Closterium sp. Yama58-4
Lineage: Eukaryota; Viridiplantae; Streptophyta; Zygnematophyceae; Desmidiales; Closteriaceae
Source: the annotation of a GenBank genome assembly
AUGCUGCAGAUUCUCGCUUCCAUCCUUAAGCCACUCCCGGGAGUGACGUGGCUAUCAAAAGAUGAACUGAUCCUCGCUUCCAUCCUUAAGCCACUUCCGGGAGUGGCGUGGCUAUCAAAAGAUGAACUGGUGGGAAUUGUGGUUGCUGAGAGGGAGAGGAGGGAGGUAGAGGAGAGGAGCAGGAGGGAAGAGGAGGAGAGGGAGAGGCGAGAGGGGGAGGAGAGAGGCAGGGAGGAAGAGGAGGAGAGGAGCAGGAGGGAAGAGGAGGAGAAGGAGAGGAACGAAGGGGAGGAGAGGGAGAUGAGGGAGCAGGAGGAGAGGGUUAGGAGGGAAGAGGAGGAGAGGAAGAGGAGGGAAGAGGAGGAGAGGGAGAGGAGGGAAGAGGAGGAGAGGAAGAGGAGGGAAGAGGAGGAGAGGAAGAGGAGAGAAGAGGAGAGGAAGAGGAGAGGAAGAGAAGAGGAGAGAGGAACAGGAGGGAAGAGGAGGAGAGGAAAAGGAGGGAAGAGGAGGAGAGGAAGAGGAGGGAAGAGGAGGAGAGGAAGAGGAGGGAAGAGGAGGAGAGGAAGAGGAGGGAAGAGGAGGAGAGGAAGAGGAGUGAAGAGGAGGAGAGGAACAGGAGGGAAGAGGAGGAGAGGAAAAGGAGGGAAGAGGAGGAGAGGAACAGGAGGGAGACUAUUGCAGUCGCUGGCGCAUCCUGCUACAGUCCCUCAUCCUGCUAUAGUCACAGCUCCCCACCCACCUGCACUGGCUCCUGCUACAGUCACAACUCCGCACUCAACCCCAAUAGCACCUGCUAUAGGCACAGCAUCACAGCCACCUGCUCUCGCACCUGCUAUAGUCACAGCUCCUUACCCACCUGCUCUCGCACCUGCUAUAGUCACAGCUUCUUACCCACCAGCACUUGCACCUGCUAUAGUCACAGCUGCGCCCCCACAUGCAUCAGCUCUAGAACCCAUUCCGACAGGCAGCAUUCACGUCAACUCUCCACUACACCUCGCAGCUUCUGUUACAGCUGCACACCCACUCACAGCAUCACCUGCUACAGUCACAGCUCCACAUCCACUCACAGCAUCACCUGCUACAGUCACAGCUGCACACCCACUCACAGCAUCACCUGCUACAGUCACAGCUGCACACCCACCCGCUUCUGCUCUAAGGCCCAAUCCAGCAGGCAGCAUUCACCUGAGCACGUUCCAGGAGGCUUUGCAAAGCGGUGCAGGUGGUGUUGAGAGCGGUGUAAAUGGUAGCACCGACAAUGGCUCUUUAAGCCAAUUAGAGGCUCGGGCACUAGCAGCACUAGAAGACGAUCUCAGCUUCAAUGCCAAGGCUGCGGUUCAGGAGCAACGGGCUGCUGCAGAGGCUCGGGCAGUCCUUGCCGAAGCUGAGGAGCAGCUUCGGCGAGCACAAGCUGCGGUGGACCGAGCCAGGGCUGCUGCCUCGGAGGCAACCCACCGGGCCGAAGCUGCUGUUGCGGAGGCUUGGGAGGAGAUGGAUCAGCUGACUGAGGCUCGGGAGCAGGUUCGGAGGAAGGCAGAGGAGUGUCGGCGCGCGUGGGAUCGCCACAUCAGCAUCGUGCGCCAGCUGGCAGCGGUAUCGCCUGGUGCAUGUGGCAGGAGGUCUUAUUCCAAAAGGCGUAAGGAGGAGUUUGAAGCGGCAGCAAGGAGUUAUGAGGAGUAUUUGACGCUGUGGGAGGAGCUUGAGUGCAUGGGUCGAGGGAGCAUGCCGGAAACUCCACAGGCUCAAUAA